AUGAAGACUCUGACUCUCCUCUCCAUCUGUGCUGUUCUGUCUGUGUGCUGGUCCAUGGGAGCUGUUGAACCUGAGGUUGUCGAGGACCCUGUAGACGACAUAGUUGCUGAAGCUGUACCUGCUGACGAAGCUGUUGACCCCACGGCUGCUGCUGCUCCAGACUCUUCCUCCUCCUCCGAGUCUGAUUCUUUCUCUGCAUCUGACUCCAACUCUAACUCGUCCUCCUCCUCCUCCUCCUCCUCUGAAUCUUCUGAAUCAUCCUCUGAGUCCUCUGAGUCUGACUCCUCAGCAUCCAACUCUUCUGCCUCCGAUUCUUCUUCUUCUUCUUCCUCCUCAUCUUCCUCAGAGUCAGCCAGUACUGAGGCGCCCGAGGUGGUCAUGACAAGAGACCUGGCUGCUGUUCUCCUGAGGAGAAGAAGAGCCGCCCCAGCAGGAGACCUCUCCCCUCUGCAGCUCGAGAGUCUUUGGGAGGUUUGUGAGCUGCACGACGGCUGUGACGAGAUGGCUGAAACCGCAGGCAUCGUCGCCGCAUACGUCGCCUACUACGGACCCGUCCCCUUCUAAGAUUAAGAUUCCUCUUUAUCAACAUAAGAACUGUUUUUCUCUGU
Messenger RNA from Notothenia coriiceps (black rockcod), 608 nucleotides. RefSeq names its product bone gamma-carboxyglutamate (gla) protein, like (gene bglapl). Gene Ontology annotation, molecular function: structural constituent of bone; hydroxyapatite binding; calcium ion binding. The transcript is spliced from 4 exons. Bases 1 to 564 code for a protein of 187 amino acids. Gene Ontology annotation, biological process: bone development; osteoblast differentiation; response to vitamin K. The record is from RefSeq and is a predicted model, not a curated record. Gene Ontology annotation, cellular component: extracellular region. Lineage: Eukaryota; Metazoa; Chordata; Actinopteri; Perciformes; Nototheniidae.